Culex pipiens pallens (northern house mosquito) is the source of this 4432-nucleotide messenger RNA. RefSeq names its product sodium/calcium exchanger 1-like. Bases 27 to 560 code for a protein of 177 amino acids. The transcript has 3 exons. Gene Ontology annotation, cellular component: axon; postsynapse; sarcolemma. Gene Ontology annotation, molecular function: calcium:sodium antiporter activity. Lineage: Eukaryota; Metazoa; Arthropoda; Insecta; Diptera; Culicidae. The record is from RefSeq and is a predicted model, not a curated record. Gene Ontology annotation, biological process: sodium ion transmembrane transport; calcium ion import across plasma membrane.
AAUACAUCUUUUUUCUCUUUCCAGACAUGGCCGGCGGCUACCUGUGCUUCGUGAUUUCGAUCCUGUGCAUCGGCGUGGUGACGGCCAUCAUCGGUGACGUCGCGUCCCACUUUGGCUGCACGCUCGGCAUCAAGGACUCCGUCACCGCCAUCGUUUUCGUCGCGCUGGGAACGAGUAUACCGGAUACGUUCGCCAGUAAGGUGGCCGCCAUCCAGGACAAGUAUGCGGACGCCAGUGUGGGCAACGUCACGGGCAGUAACGCCGUCAACGUGUUCCUCGGCAUCGGUGUGGCCUGGACCAUUGCCGCCUGUUACCAUGCCUUCCACGGGCGGGAGUUUGAGGUGCAACCCGGAACGUUGGCCUUCUCGGUGACGCUGUUCUGUACGGAGGCGCUGGUCGCGAUCCUGGUGCUGGUGUGCCGUAGAAAUCCCAAGAUUGGUGGUGAACUGGGAGGUCCCAAGAAGGCAAAGUACCUCACUGCCGUCUUCUUCUUCUCGCUGUGGAUCAUCUACCUGGUGAUGAGCAGUUUAGAGGCGUACGGUAUCAUCAAGGGCUUCUAAGGAGAUGGCACAGCGCAGUUUGGAUCAACUUCAACCUUGGUGCCCCGGAACAGUCCUGUCGAAGGCACACACACACACAAAAACAAACACACAUUUUCAUGUUCAAGAACCAUCGUGCUCACGCCCAUUUAUCGACUCAUUCGCAGCACCACAGCCACAUUUGACCCUGUUGGAACGGGAGUAGAUAGCGCGACAUGAAGCAAAUCAAAAGUCAACGAUUAAGUCCAAAAGUCAAUCAUUAACUUAUUUGAAUGCAACUACCACACUAGGUUUUACUUAAGAAGAAAGAAGAAAAAAUAAAAUAAUUUGCCUUACUUUUAGAACAAACGAACAAAACAACAAAAUUGUAACGCGUGAACAACAAAAACCAACCAAACAACAAAUAAAGCAAAGCAAAACCCAGUUGAACUGCGCCACGUGGGCCAGUAAAAUACAAGACAUUUUAGUUUACUACCUGUACUGUUAAUAAUUUGUAAGCCAGAGAGAAAGAAAAAAAAGAAGUUAUAUUUAACGCCAAACCGCGGGACGCCAGCUGCUGCCGAAGAUGCGUUGUUUCCGGGCGUAGUCCCACGCCGCCGAAACAGCUGACGUCCCGCUCGGGGCUGGUUGGCCGCGGCUCGAACACCGCGAGUCCAGCCGCCGCCGUCAAAAAUAAGAGAAAAUGCCAAAUUGUUAAGGAUUAAUACUAUUUAAUUGAUUAAAAGUGAAGAAAAUAUAGAGUGUACUAGAAAGGUAAGCUAAUGUUAAACUAGGAUAUUAAAUGAAGCAAGAAAACAAGCAAAAUUUUCGCGCCAAAAACAUGACAAAGAAAAAGUUGCGCGGACGUGGGACAAAUUUUGUUUGUUGAAAAUAUGUUGAAUUCUUAUUUUUUAUGAUUAAGUUUCGUUCAAAAACAAAGUUUCUGGGUUGCGACUCAACCCCGCGACUGCCUCUCGUGCAGGCUCAGCAUGGAUUCUAGUCAAAUCUCGAAUUUAUUAGCCCUUGUUUAGUCACACCCACCAGGAUCGAUAUCUGAACGAAUGGCGUUUUUCCGAUCGCUUGUAAAUAGUCAUCCAUGCUUUCAAGCUGAACACGUUUCCUGAAAUCGAUAGUGCUUGCUCCAUUUCAAAAUCCUCUUACUAUUACGAAAAAGGAAAUCAAAAAUAAACCGUUACUUGUAAAGAGCGCAGAAGACAUAUCUUAUUUAGAGUCGUGUUUUUCGAAAAACCCAAUAAAAAAUGUGUAAAAUUCCUGAUGUAAUCACGAAAAUAAAUUAUCUUACGAAGGCUCCAAACCAUAAAAAGCUAAAAACCAGCGGUCCAAAUCGAAGCAAAGCUCUAGUAUAGAACAAAAUGGCGUCUCUUUGCGACGUUUUAGAACACACACACUAGCACGUCCCUAGGAAAACUGAAACGACGCAGAGUAGCAAGUAGACCAAACGCCAACAACGGACCAGAAGAAUAAACCACAACCACACCGACCCCGUUUGUACUAAAAGCAUUUCAAACGCCAUUUUCUUUUAUGUUUUGCGCAAACACUCACACUUGACACCAAACAAAACUCCACAUAGUAAAACUAAGCUAUAAAGUAUUCUUGCCACUCCGCAAAGCAAGCGCAACACGUGUGCGUGCCAGCCGCCAUUUUGGAUGGUGCCAACUGUCAAAGUUAUGAUACAAAAUGGCGGCGCGCUCGCGCGCGCGUCUCCCUCAAUCAAUUCAGAGAUAGAGACACACACACAAGCAGGCGAACGAUUUAAAAAAAACUCUUCCAUUUCAAAUUCGCAUUAGGACUUAAGGCGACUUUCUGUUUUUUUCUUCCUUGGUUUUAGGGGCUCCUAAGUUUAGAACAAUCAUAGCUUUCGUUUGUAAGGAUAUUAGUAGCGUAAGGUAUUGUUGAGCAAACCUCUAAACAAAAAAAAAACGUCCACUUACACACACGUCUAGGGCGCGAACGAUCGAAACGAGCGGAAUAAAGAAGAAAAAAAGCAACGCAAUGAUUCUAAACAAACCAAAUCAGAAACAGCGAAACUGUUUUCCCAUAUAUUGCCAUAAUGAUAUAGAAUCUUCUUGUGGGGAAUGUUUAAAAAAGAGAAGCCUCAUAAUUUAUAAAACCGCGAAAGAAACGCUUCAAGAUGGCUGACAAAACACGCGUUAUUGUUGGCAAGGCUUUCGGUUUGCGAUUUGGGUUUUAUUGGGGCUAAAAAUGGCCGCUAGAUGCAGAUUUAUAUUUGUUGAUUAUUUCCUAGUUGUUGAGAGAUGUAACCGAACCGUGAAACCUGAGAGAGAAAUUAGAACAACAAUAAACCGAAUGAAGAUGCUCUGUAGCGAACGUGUUCGUAAAGUAAGAACAAAUAUUUAUAAAAGAUGGACGCGAUCAGGACGCGGCUGGAUUUAUAUUUUUAUGAGAGAUAUAAACAAUUGGUGACAAGCCACAUAGCCAUACACAUAAAAGAAGAAAACUAGCGAAUCCACCUGAAUGUAUAAGAUCAGUCUGUUAUAGCCACACGAUUUUCUGAAAAAAAAACUCUUAAUGUUACCCUACCUUUAAUAGCAGUGCAGUAACUCUAAUGAUCAAUAAAGUUCCAUAAUUACCAACUGAAUGGCCACGUGUAGUGACUGUCAUCUAUGUGAGCAAUCCUCCCUCCCCUUAAACUUCUUCAUAUUUCAACUGAGAAAGUGUGUUCCGACAGUUGUAGAGAGUCAAAGAAGAACACGUUUAUACUAACAACAACAACAAAAAACAAAAAUAGGAAAACAUACGUUGAUGUGCAAACAAAAUACAAAUGUAACUUUCUUCCAAUCGAGAAUCCAAAGUACUAAUUCAAAUCUACUUUAGUUUCUCGUCAAUACAGAAGAGUAGAAUUGCUGAACAUGCACACAAGAUUAAAACGAAAAAAAUAAACAGACAAGACAAUUUUACCGUGAACUCAAUGUUUAAAACACAGCCCGGUUAAGCUAAUAAAGAAAUGUGUACCAAAAAACAACAAUCAUGUAGAGACAAAACAAAACACCGGAAUGUGGAACUCCUCUCCUAGUGACUUCCGAAUCGUUCGAUGUGCAAUAUUAAUCGUAAUCAAAUCGUAAGCAAAAAGCCCUUUUUUAUACUGAUGGCAAUAAUCCACCUAAAGAAAAGCGAGAGAUAGAUAGCGAAAAGCGCAGAUCGAGUAGCUUUCAAAUGUUUGUUUUCCCCUUUUUCACCCUUUUUAAAGUACUAUCCUCUAUAAAACUAGUCCUAACCUUUAACCAACUUAUAGCAACAACAAAAAAAAACAAUGAAAGUCCAACUCAAAAUCGGAAACAAAGCGAAAUUCUAACUCUCCCUAUUCUUGACUAACUAUCGUGUAAAAAAUCAAACUAGUAUCGAUAUUAAACGGAAAUGCUAUAACCUCUAAGAAAUCCUAAAAUUUAUAUACAAUCUUCUUUCAAGUGUCACACCAGACCACUGAUUUUCUUACACAACAAAUCCUAUUUUGAAGCAACUAUAUCGAACUCGAAAAAAAUUCCACUAUUCCCAAAAAAAAACAAACUACUACUAUCAAACUCAUUUCCUCUAACGUUUCCUGUACUUAAAUAAACCCCACAAAAAAUAACCCUUUUACAAUUACGGCCAAAAUACGCAGUACUCUCCCCCUUUUCCAAACUGUACACACCUAAACAUUGUCAAUAGCCCAGAAUGCUGACCAGCAAAAGAAGAAAUUUAUACAAAAAAUCACCCCGACACCCACAAACACACACUCCACCAAACCACACAGUCACGAUACACAGAUGCUAGAAGGGAGGAAGAACAGAGAAAAAGGGAAAAGAAGAAAAGCAGCAGACGAGCAACCAAAAUCGUCUAAUAGCAAAUAGAGCAACAACAACAACAACAAAAGUAAUAAAGAAACGAAAUAAAAA